GCUUCCUAUAGUAUGCAUUCAUUCCUCUCUGCGCUCCUUCUCUCUACCAGACUCACCGCACUCCGGCUCAGACAUGGAUCCAUUUUCUGGGGCGAUCGAUAUCAAUUUCGAGUUAGAUAACUCUUCCGAUAGCAACGGUUCCGAUGAUUAUUUAGACUUUCAAGGUCUUUGUACCAACGACGAGAACAACAACUUCAACCGAAUCUUUUUGCCGACUGUCUACUCUUUCAUCUUCCUUCUAGGAAUUAUCGGCAAUGGAUUGGUGGUGUUGGUUAUGGGUUAUCAGAAAAAGUCCCGGACUAUGACUGACAAGUACAGGCUGCACCUCUCAGUGGCUGACUUGCUCUUUGUGUUCACCCUUCCAUUCUGGUCUGUGGAUGCCGCCAUUGGUUGGUACUUCAAGGACUUCUUGUGCAAAGCUGUCCACGUCAUCUACACCGUCAACCUCUACAGUAGCGUCUUAAUAUUGGCUUUCAUCAGCCUGGAUCGGUACUUGGCGAUUGUUCAUGCCACAAACAGCCAAGGCUCCAGAAAAAUGUUGGCUGAGAAGAUUGUGUAUGCUGGAGUUUGGCUACCAGCUAUUCUUUUGACAGUGCCUGACCUAGUAUUCGCCAGCAUCACGGACGUAGAUGGGUUCUAUGUGUGUGAUCGUAUCUACCCACUAGCGAACCGACUGAACUGGACAAUUGGAUUCCGUUUCCUCCACAUCAUGGUCGGUCUUUUCUUGCCUGGACUUAUCAUCCUGAUUUGCUAUUGUGUCAUCAUUUCAAAACUGUCACACUCAAAAGGCCACCAAAAACGCAAGGCCUUGAAGACCACUGUCAUUCUCAUCGUGGCUUUCUUUGCCUGUUGGCUCCCAUACUACAUCUGCCUCUCCAUAGACACUUUUGGCUUGCUUGGAAUCAUAAAACUUGAUUGUCAAACGGAUGAUACAAUCCACAAGUGGAUUUCUAUCACAGAAGCCGUGGCCUUUUUCCACUGUUGCCUCAACCCAAUCUUGUAUGCUUUCCUUGGGGCUAAAUUCAAGACUUCGGCGCAGAAUGCCCUAACCUCUGUCAGUAGAGGAUCAAGUCUUAAAAUCUUGUCGAAAAAACGUGCUGGACUUUCCUCUGUCUCCACCGAGUCGGAAUCCUCCAGUUUUCACUCGAGUUAACAGUGCAGUGCCUGUUGGCCAAGGACUUCUAAACACAGACUGUUCUUCGUGUACAUAUUCCAUAUUCAAGGAUUUUUAUUGACUGUAAAAUUGAAAAACCUUAUUUAUACUUUUUCUUAUUUUUUUCAUACCUUUAUUUUAGGCAGGCCCUGUGGACUGUUGAUUGGUUCAUAAUAAACUUGUUACAUUUUUCUAUCA
Molecule: messenger RNA, 1351 nt
Organism: Rana temporaria (common frog)
Lineage: Eukaryota; Metazoa; Chordata; Amphibia; Anura; Ranidae
Gene: CXCR4
Product: C-X-C motif chemokine receptor 4
Exons: 2
Coding region: 74-1153 (359 amino acids)
Biological process (GO): G protein-coupled receptor signaling pathway; immune response; neurogenesis
Cellular component (GO): membrane
Molecular function (GO): chemokine receptor activity
Source: RefSeq, a predicted model, not a curated record